GUGGUGGAAGCCGGCGGAGGUAAUCUGCGGCCGGCGGUUAGGCGAGCGCGAGAGCGGUAGGAGUGUCUCCCGCUGGGGCCGAUCAGCCCCCUCGUACCGCAUUUAAAAAAGAGGCUACAUGAUCAGUGAAGAGCUUCAACAGCAGAUUGCUACAGAAGAUCAUUGUUUUUUCCCUUCGUGGCAAGCUGCCUUCAGAUAAUGUACAAUGGGACUACAAAUUCAUUUUGUGGUUGACCCGCAGGGGUGGUGCUGCAUGGGCAUGAUUAUCUUCGUCUGGCUUUACAACACACUCUUUAUUCCCCAAAUUAUCCUCUUUCCUCACUAUGAAGAGGGACAUACUUCAGCUGCAGCGAUACUGUGCUACUACUUAGUUUCAUUGUUUUGUAUAGUUUCGUUAUUGAGAGCCUCCAUAGCGGAUCCAGGAAAACUACCUGAAAGGCCAAAGAUACCACUUACAGAACGAGAAUUUUGGGAACUAUGUAAUAAAUGUAAUAUGAUGAGACCAAAGCGAUCCCAUCACUGCAGUCGCUGUGGACACUGUGUUAGAAGGAUGGAUCAUCACUGUCCGUGGAUUAACAAUUGUGUUGGUGAAGACAAUCAUUGGCUGUUUCUGCAGCUAUGUUUCUACACUCAGCUUCUUAGUUCCUAUACAUUGAUACUUGAUUUCUGCCACUAUUAUUAUUUUCUACCUCUGAAAAAAGUUAACUGGGAUCUCUUUGUAUUUAGACAUGAACUUGCCUUGCUAAGGCUAUCGACCUUCAUGGGCAUAAUAAUGUUAGGUGGAAUAAGUGGACUCUUUUACACUCAGCUAAUGGGUAUUUUCACUGAUACAACAAGUAUAGAAAAAAUGUCAAACUGUUGUGAAGAAAUAUCGAGGCCCCCAAAGCCAUGGCAGCAGACCUUCUCAGAAGUUUUUGGCACUCGCUGGAAGAUCCUGUGGUUUAUUCCUUUCAGGCAGAGGCAACCACUGCAAAUUCCCUACCACUUUGCCAAUCAUGUCUAAACAGAUGGAUGGUGGGCACAGAUGGGUCCUCCAUGCUGGAAGUGUGUUACAGGUUUUAUGAUAAUAGAACUAUGACAGUCCUCAAGUCAGUUAAAAUCCACCUACCAAUCUUAGACAUCAUAAUGUGCUCCAGGCUUUAUUUUAAUAGUGAUUUUGAUUCUGUUGUGGCAUUAGUACUAGUUCUAAGUUUAAGUUUAAGGCAUAUUUACUUUCAAAUUAGUUUUCCAGAGGGAAUUCUUGUGUGUUUGAGGUUAAUAAAAAAAACAUAAAUGAUUGAGAUACAAUGUUACCCAAUUUUGUUUUGAUACUGGAUAUUUUGAUUUUUUUUUUAAGGAUACACUGAAGUUUACAUAGAUUAAUAGAGUUCAAACAAAGUGUCUCAUUCUGCAUUUAAUUUUUUAGUAUUUUUUAUUAGUAGAUUUAUCUGGAUUAUGUAAAGGUCUUUUUCUGCUAAUUGUGUUUAAAAUUCUCUGUUUUCUUUUAUUUAUGAUGCAUGAUAUUAAUCAUGCAGUACAGCACUGGAAAAAGGUGGUAUUUUAACAGAAGCAGACUUUUUCCUAAACUUUUUCUAGAAGUUUUUUUUUAUAUAUAAGGGAGAUCUUGUAUCUUAUGUUCUCACUUUUGUAAAAAUGUAGUCUUAAUACAAUAAGUUAUCAUAGUCCUUGUGUCAGUAAAAGCUAUGAGAGCAAAUACCAUAGGGGAAACUAUGCAGAUAUAAAGCAUGUUUUUCCCUUUUCUCCACAUGGACUUCCUUGUAACUUGCAAUAAUUCCACAUAUAAUCGAUAUGGUACGAAUAUUAGAGUACAUACGUUUAAAAAAUGAGGUUUAAUCAGUCAAUAUAAGGUAUCAUGUAUGAAUAUAGAAAGUAGUGUGUGGUCACUAAAGUUAUACUUAACAUUUUGUUUUGGUUAGUCACUGCUAGAACUAGAAUUAGAAUUACUUUUCAGGUGUUUAUGUAUAAUGGGCAACGCGUAUGGAAUAUACUUUUUUAGUAUUUUAUUUAUAUGUAAAUAUUGAUGUUAUAGACAAGCAUUAAUUUCUGUGUGAACAGGGUAAUUGAACUGCACUAAUUUCCUCUUGUGUCUUGUGUGGACAGGGGACCAUUUUGCUCUUUUUCUGGGAUAGGAGGGUCACUUCUUUUUAGAAGUGGUUAACAAGAAAUGUUAACCUUAAGAUUAGAGCUGGUCAAAUAGUAAACUGAUACACAAAUAGAAGUAUUGCCUUUGUUUUGCUAUGAUUUAGAACAUUGUGUUAUUUGUUGUUCAUGUAUGUCUCAGCAAUUGUCAGGUAUUUGGAAAUCUUGAAAGGUUCAUGAAUUGUCACAAGGAUAAAAUUCAUAGUCUGCGUUACUCACUAUUCUGCCUAAAAAGUUUAUCAUCCAAUCUAAGAGCAGAAAUAACAGCAUGCAACUUAGGUGACUACCAUACAAUAUGAAUAACAAAUAGUGAAUAGUCAAAGCAAACAAGACAUAAGCUGAAAAUUAUAUAUUUCAGGCUAUUUGGGAUUUCUAGAAUUCUGAGAGAAAGUUCCUUUCACUCUCUCUUUCACUGUUAGUUUCUUUGUGGGAGAGUCUUAUGGCUGUUGUUUAAACCAAAGAGGUGAUGAAAAUGCUGAUCUGGCCUUUGAAAUUUACAAAUGAGCACUGUAUAAAGUAACUGCUGCAUCUCCUUUAAGAAAAAGCAAGUAGCCUGUUGUAUUCCCUGUGACACUCUGGGUUUUCAUUCUGCUUAAACGUGUUUUGCAAAACACAUGCAUCUAAAUAUAGGAUUGGGAUUUUUUUUAUUUGAUAAUGAAUUAGCGUAGUUUGCAGGUUGUAUCAUUUAAAUAAGUGUUUCUCAACUACCAGUCCCUGAGAUCUGCCUGAUACAGUUUAGGAAGGCAGCAAGCUGGUCCCUGGUAUCAAAAAGCGUGAGAAACCCUGAUUUAAAGCACUGAGCCUUUGAUUAAAGAGAAGAUAAACAAGUUUAAAUGUCCUUGACUCACUCAUUAUGGAAUGUACAUUUAUUCCUUCUGUGUUUCUUAUAUCUUCCUUUCGGUUAUUUAACUUUGGGGAAAACACAUUUGCAGUACAUGAAUUGUUGCAGUAUUGGACCAUGAAUUGUAAACAGUGCAUUUAAAUUUGGUAAACUGUACCUAUACAAGAAAUGAUGGGAGCAUGAAAUCUUUGCUAUUUUUUGUCUGCGUAAUUAGUCUAAAUCUAAUAUUCUGUAAAUAUGUUCCAAAUAAGAGGAAAUAACUAGAUUGUGACCUUAUCCUAAAAUGACACGGAUCUUGAGUUAAAAAUAAAGAAAGUCUGAAUGUAUAUAGUGUAAACUGUACAUAUGUAUAAACAUAUGCAUAUCUGCAGUUUACAAGAUGUCCAGUUUGGUUGAUUAGCAGGUGUUUUUACCUAGUAUGGUUUAGGACUCUGGCCUGUUGGGCUUGUGGUGAAGUUGACACAUACUCAAGUCUUAAGGAGAGCUUUUCAUCUCUUGUUCCCCAAGUGCCCUCUUUUGGCCAAGUCAUGCAAUGACAUUAGCUCUUGUAUUAGAGAAGAGAUGAUGUCCCUGCAGUUAUAAUUCAUAGAUUGCUGAGGCCUCAUACUCGGACAGUGAUGAUUUGGAGCCAUAACUUGGAGAGAACAGAAAACAAUACACCCAAAGUAUGUGGUUUGCAGGAAUCUAUAUUCUUGCGACUCUAGCUUAUAUCCCAAAUACAAAAGCACUGUUGUUGUCUUGCCUCAGAUAAAAAUGAAACAUGUCAGACCUCUUGCAAAUCCUCAGAAUAGGUCUGUGGUUUAUAUAACUAUACUCUUUUUGUCAAAUGAGGCAGAAUAUAGAUUGCAUAACCCAAUACCGACUUUCCUUUUGAGCAAUCUGUUGUACAUUAAAAUUCAAAAAUAAAGCAUCAGAGUUACUGUUGCUGAAAUACACAUACUCAUUCUCAUGUUUCGUGAUACACCCUUAAAUUUUGUCUGACUGUUUUAUGUGAGAAUGGUAAUGCUAAAGUGCAGAGGGUCUCAGAUUUUUUCCACAGUGAUGGAUUUUCUUGUAGACCUCUCCCUUUUCAGCCUCUGAAUCCCAUUCCCACACUUUGCCCACAGCAACUGUAAUGUUCAGUUAUACAGAAUCCUAUUAGGUCAGUAGUGAGUGAUCUGCUUCAUUUUAUACCCCAUUUUGCAUUUCUGCUGUUUAUUUCUAUAAAAUCUUCAAAUUUUGCGGGGCCCAAUUUGAGACAUCUUUAAGAGGCUUGAUUUUCAGAACGUGCUGAGUAUCCAUCUUUUGAAAAUCAGGCCUCUUUAAUAUGUCUGAAGUUAGGCAUCCAAAAUCACUUGUCAUUUUUGAUAAUUUAGGGCAAGAGCGUUCUCAUAUUAUUCACUUAUUAAAGCAUUUGUUCUGAAAUUGUGAUUUCCAGAGCUGCUUCUGUCACAGAUGUAAAGGAUCUUCUAGCAGUAGUGUUACUAACAUUUCUCCCUAUAGCUGUAGCCUUGUGUUUGGGGCUCUUGUGGCCACUGUUUAGAGGAUAUAUUUGACCACUUAAUCUUAAAGCAAAACAAAACAAAAAAACUCUCUUCAUAUUAUACCCCAUGUAGCUAGUUUUAUUUGCUUCUAUCAACUGCCUGUUUUCUUUGGUGUCAAUUCAGUCUUGUUUCAAUUUGUGGAUAUCAUCAAAAUUGGAAGAGGGACAGAACCACGUUUCAAAGUAGCCUGAAGAGGUUAGAACAGUAUUGGAUACUAGCUGCUAUUUAUUUUCUUGCAUUUAUUCCCUUUUUGUUGUAUUGCGGCUUUGGUCAGGUUUUAAUAUUAAUCUACUCUUUUGUAAGGCUUGGCUGCACAGGGAAAUUAAUUCAGAUUAAAGUAGGAUUUUAUUAAUUUUAUGCAGAGUAGUUGUUUCACUCCCUGUGUGAAUUAUUAAUCCAUAAUGAGUGUCCACACAAGUGGUUAAUCAGGAAUAGCGACUCUAGAAUAACUCCUCAUAUAGACAAGCUAUAAAGUUCAUAAACCUUGUGAAUAUGAACAGUACUACGGGGUUGCCUACUAAUAAGUAUGCAUUUCAUUGACUGUUGUAGAAAUAUUAACUAUGAGACAAUAACAGCUAAAUUUACUGUAGCAUACAAAUGGAAAUCCAAGCUCUGAGAGUGCUCUGGAAACAUUUUGUUUCCUUUUCAGCAACGGGAUGUUGUGAUGUAGUAGAAGUAUGGCAUCAGAAGGGUUGGUCGGAGUCUGGACAAUAAGGUGUUUGGAACAUUUAACAUCUUUUGCUAUGAGCUAGUGGUUUCAAAUUACACUUAAAACAUCUCAACUACUAGCAUGGGCAUUCUGAAACUAAAUCGAAGCAAGAUUCCUAGUUAAAUGUUGGCCAACAGCAUAUCUUUGGUGCUGGGCAUUUAAAUGAGUGUGCCACAUCAGAAUGAUUUCUCUGUAAAUGUUAUUAAAAACAGUUCUGGCUGGCAGUGAAGUUAAGAAAUAUUCUUUUUCACUCUUGGGUGUAACUUAUUACUAAUCAGGUUUGCAUUUCACUGAAGAAACAGGCAGCUAAUAGACAUGACUCAGAAUAGCUACAAAGGAUGUAAAAUAAUGGGCACCAAUGUAAGAACAUGGAUGGACGGACAGACUUUGCAGUAGGAAAACUCCUGUGCAUCUUGGAUCUUAUAAAAGGACGAAUGAGGGAGAAAGAUUCAUAUCCAACAAAAAGAAGGUUAGGAUGGUGCCAAAAGAGUUGUUUGUUUCAGCUUUAGUAAAUUACGAACAAGAUGCAAACAGCAGGAACUAUACAAUUUAUAUGUACACUAUAUCCCUCUUUUCCAUUCAUCACCUUAUAAUACUAACACAGGACUCUUUAAAAGCACAUCUUGUGUUGCCUAGUUUUAUUCAGUAAAUAUGCGAAUGAUAUUUUUCUUCAGUAAUGAGCAAAGAGUUAUUGCAGUUUGUAUUGUAGCAAACCUCUAAUUAUCUAUGUAAGGAGCCUUGAUCAUGAAGAUGGUACCUGAGCAUCAUUGCUACAGAUUAUUUGUUGUAAUAAGUCAGUGAAACAUUAGUUAUGUAAAUGUUUCACUAGUUCACAGCAAAACAUUAUGCUUGUUUUAUAAGUUGUACAUAAUCUGCCAACCUUUCUCGCAUCAAUACAAAAAUAGCAGACUUUUCUGUCAUGUAGAAGAUACAUCAUAUCAUUUAACAUGUCUAUGAUUUCUAUACCCUUCCUUUUCCCAAAACUUGAUUUUACUGCCAACCACAAAUAAUAAGAGACCACUGUAGCUUUAACUAACCACCUGUAUUACAAGACAGAGGUAAUUUACAGUGUUUAUAAUUAGUCCUGAGCCCAGUUUUCCAACUGGAUAUAACAUCCCUUUACUAAAAAGACUAAACGUUCUGUUCCAAAUAUGGUGGAGUCUUGACCUCCUGAGAAAUAAUAGUCACUUCUUCCAUAUAUAUGUGUCAUAAGGUCUAUGUCUUGUGUCACAGUGAGGAUAAAUAAUAAUAAUUAAUCUGUGUAAAAUAGCUACAAUUUAAACUAUUGUGAAAUAGCUAAGUGUACCUCAGUUCUAUCCAAUACUGAAAGAUAAAAGAAUAGCUUGAAGCAGUGUGGACAUUAAUUGAUCCCACCUCUUGCUAAUAUAGCCUUGUUAUGUACAGUGGAAUAAUCAACUAAUUAAUUGCUUUACCAAGGCUUAUAACAAGUUUCUGUUUCACCCAUACUUCUGUGAUUGAGAGAACAGAAAUUUUUAUUUAAUUUUCUGAGAACAAAAAUUAAUGUUCUGCAUUUGUCCUUCAAACUAGUUAGUACCAGUCUUUUUCUAUUACCAGGCCAUCAUACCUUACACUACAAUGGCUCUCAAACUUCUGUAGUGGUGACCCCUUUCACACAGCAAGCCUCUGAGUGCGACCCACUAUUAUAAAUGCUGGAGGUGAAGUAGGGGUUGGGGUGGAGGCUGACAGCUCACGACCUCCCAGGUGCUAACCUCAUGACUCCCAGUUUUAGAACCCCUGUUAUACUACAUUCUGUAACCAAGAAUUUGCUACUAAAAAGCAACUAGACCAAACACUCCAUCUAUCCACACGCUCUCAGUGAAAGGUGUCUUUGUGGGUCAGACCUACAAAUAUCUCAGGGGUUGUCACUUCAGCUCACCCAACCAUCUUUGGUCUGGAUUUUUCUUUUCCAGGUCACUGUCAAUCACAACAGGCAGCUAUUGUGCCAUCCUCUUUAGCUUCUUCAGUGCUUCUUUUGUGUACACUGCUGCAUUCUACUAGGCCUCAGGUUGCUAUCCCUGUGUGCAUCAGGUUAGUAGUCAGGAGCCAUGAUGAUUUGAGAAGAGAACAAAAACUUGCUUCACCUCAUUGCCCCAAUCCUCCUGUCCCUCUUCUGCCUUCAGAUUCCACGUGUGCCAAACAGACAGCAACAAAGUAUAGGCAGCGCCAUGGUGUCUAGUGCUCAUCAAAAGACAAUUUGGAGGUCUGAAAUUGUAGGGCCCAGAUCCUUGUGCAUUAGUCCGCUCCUGAUUUUGGGUAGCUUUGUAUUGCUGAGUAAAUUUGCCUAAUUGAAUUGUCUGUCAGUUGUAAUGACACAUGUAAACUUUUUAUUUGGGAAGGAGGUAGCUGUGUCUAAAUACAACUGCCAUACAACACUUGAGUUUUUGGAAGGGCUAAGCACCCACAUUUCCAGCUGAAGCCAAUGGAAGCUGCAGGUGUUUCACUUCUCUGAAAAUCAAGACACCAUUGCCUUGAAGUCCUGAACUGCAUCUAUUAUCUUUUCUAGUCACUUUUACAUUUAAACAGCAUAUUGCAGCACUUUGUUAAGUGUGCAUCGUAAGGAUGAGUGUGGUGUGAAAACGAAAACCUUUGCACAGAGUUCACUUAAGUUUGCUUAAGUUCACUAGGUUUGAAGUUUUCUUGUGAGGCACUAACUCAUAGUCUGACAACAGGGGAUCUGAACUUUGAGGGCUCACUUGAUUAUAAUGUAGUUUGGUCCUAUCUAUGCAGACAAAAUCAUACUGUGUUAUAAGAUUAUUCUACAACAUAGGAAUUUUGCUGGUAUAGAUAGGCCCAGCUCAGUCCUUCUGCUCCCAAGCACCCUGGGGCUGAGCACCUUGAUUACAGUCCCCAAGUAAUGUGAACACCACCACUGACUAGCUCUUGCUGCAGGCAUGCAAGGCUCUCUUUGGCAACCGGAAAAGUCACUGGUUUCACAGCCUGAGAAGGUGUAGGGUAAAUUUUUAUUUUUAGAUCUCAGUCUCUCUAGUUGCAUUUCUUUUAUUCUGUUGUGGUGCAGCUGUAAAUACAUAUUAAUGUGUCUUCUAGGGUUGGGAGCAAGGGGUUUAAUUACUUAAAAUCCUGAGAUAUGUAAUUCCCUGUUGGUUCUGUGUAAGCAAACAUGCAGAAAAGCUGUCAUACUCCUUUGUGGAUUCUGAGCUAGUGCUGCUUUUUCAUGAUGUAGUAAAACACAGCAGAAACUCACUGUACAUCUUCAGCAUUGUUUUUGACACACACAUAAUAUUCAGGUUAUUUUUAAACUGUGGGUGCCUUAAGUCAGUAUUUCCUGACUAAAUGUGCUAUAUGCAGUGUCCUGGUACUACUACAGUAGCAUUUAGUAAUUGGAGAUCCUGACUGUUGCACCAACAGUGGUUUUGUCCACUUGGGAAAUUUAUGUUCUCACAUACAUAUGCUUUGUAAAAUAAGAUUUAAUCUCAUUCAGACCAGUUUCUGUUUAACAAAACUUAGUAUCCAGACGUUAUUGCCAUAGUUGAUUUUAAAUGUUAAUUAUGGAUGGUUUUGCAAUUAUGCCAGAUAGUAAAGUAUGUUUUUGCCAUUUAAUUGAAUUAUUCUGACACAAUUCAGUUAACUUACAGGAUAAUUCAACAAACUGGGGUUUUGAGAGCAAAUUACGUGGCACUGAUCUCAGUCACUUAAGUUUUUCCUUGUGCACAAUGUAAUAGAUUUCUCUCAUCCAUGUUACACUGACACACUUUAUUCUGUCAUUUAAAAAAUCAUAGGACUGGAAGGGACCUUGAGAGGUCAUCUAGUGCAGUCCCCUGCACUCAUGUUUGUUGGCAUCCUUUCAUCUGUGAGAGAUGGUGGGAAUUGCAGCCUAUGAUGUAGAUGGUUUUCAAUGUCUCGUGACUGAAUAGUCCAAUCCGAGAUUUGCAAGAUCUUUGGCAGUUAUUGCAAAUGUAUGUAUCUUGGUUGGGAGCUGCUUGCUUCCUAUGGGCUCUUUUCUCUUCAAGCUGUAGGAAUCAGCUUCUGUCAUGGACCCUGAUACCCUGAUGGAGACGAUGGCACCACUUGUUACGAUCACUUGCCAAGAUUUCCCAUUAGUCAGGAUCAACUCCAAAUUCCUUCAUAUGUCUCUUGCAUGUGCCUUUAUAGCAAAGCUUGGGACGUCCUGUUGUUCUUGUUCCUUCUGAUAGCUCCCCGUAUGCUAUGUCCUUGAGUAUGCGCCUGUCUUCCAACCUACUCAGAUGGCCCAGCCAGCACAGUUGUCUGCUUGAGCAGGGCUGUCACACUUGGUAAAUUUGUCUUUCGAAGAACCUCCGUGUUGGUAACUUUAUCAUACAUAGGUGGAAACUGUUUAGCCUUUUCUCCUGAUAAGCAUAAGUUGUCCAUGAUUCCCCACCAUACCUGAGAGGGGUGAGGAUGAUAAGCUUUGAGUUGUUCCGUGCUCUUUUAGUUAGUCUGCUAAAAAUGGUGGCAGCCUUUCCAAUGAGAACAUUUAGUUCUUCAGCCAGUGAGAGGUUGGUGGUCACUGUAGAACCUAAAUAGUUGACUUCUUGGACUAUUUCUAGCUGGUUUGCAUUCAAGGUAAUUGAAGGGUCUUGUGGAACCCCCUGUCCUAAUACAACUGUUUUAUUGAUGCUGAUGGUAAGAGCAAAUGCCUGACAGGGACUGGAAAGGCGGCCCAUGAGUUCUUGUAGUAGAUCUUCAUUGUGGCCUAUGAGGGCAGCAUCAUCAGUGAAUAGAAGUUCCUUGAUAAGCACCUUUUUGACUUUGGCCUUUGACUUAAGUCGGGACAGGUUAAAGAGUUUCCCAUCUGAUCUUGUGUGGAGAUACUCUCCAUCUUUCAUGUCUUUAAACACAAAGUUCAAUAGAACAGAGAAGAAGAUUGCAAAGAGUGUAGGGGCAAGAACACAUCCUUGCUUCACUCCACUUUUCAUCUCAAAGCUGUCUGAAGUGGACCCAUCAAACUGGACAGUUGCUUUCAUGUUGUUGUGGAAUGAACAUAUAAGACUAAACAACGUUGGUGGGCAUCCCGUCUUUUCUAGUAUCGCAAAUGAAUAUUGGCAUUCAUGGCAGGACUAAGUAUUAUCUAGACCAUCUCUGACAGGUGUUUGUCUAACCUGCUCUUAAAAAUCUCCAGUGAUGGAGAAUCCACAAUCUCCCUAGGCAAUUUAUUCCAGUGCUUAACCACCUCAACAGUUAGGAAGUUUUUCCUAAUGUCCAAACUAAACCUCCCUUUCUGGAAUUUAAGCCCAUUGCGUAUUGUCCUAUCAGCGGUUAAGAACAGUUUUUCUCCCUCUUCCUUAUAACAACCUUUUAUGUACUUGAAAACUGUUAUCAUGUCGACUCUGUCUUCUCUUUUCCAGAUUAAUAAACCCAGUUUUUUCAAUCUUCCUUCAUAGAUCAUGUUUUUAUAACUUUAAUCAUUUUUGUUGCUGUUCUCUGAACUUUCUACAAUUUAGUCCACAUCUUUCCUGAAAUGUGGUGUCCAGAACUGGACACAAUACUCCAGUUGAGGCCUAAUCAGCGCGGAGUAGAGUGGAAGAACUGGUUCUGUCUUCACAGAUUGAAUUAAUUAAAUUAUCAAGGUAAUCUGUUCUGAAAAUACACCGAUUACAAGAGCUAAUUUCAGUACUGUUCAAAGAUAUUUGAAAACCAAAUGAAAUGCAAUAGAUGCCUGACAUGUAUGUUGUUUAUAUCAAAAUGGUAUUAUCAUUGUAAACAAUAUACUGUAAAUUAAACACUUUGUUCAAUUUUGUGUGUGUAGUUCAGGUUGAAGAUCGUUAAGAGUGCAGAAUACAUACUGGCAGUUGUUCCCUGUCUUUAUAAAAGGAAAAAUAGUCAUUUCUCUUGGAUUAAGGCUAAUUAUGAUCUGGACUGGUCAAAAUGGUAAGAUUUCAAAACCUUUUGGGGGUCAGAGAGUGCUGCUGUUUAUAUUUAAAAAAAAAAAUUGUGGAGAGUGCUGUUGGACAGAGUGAGAAGAGCUGCCCUCAAAGACCAAAUCAGCUAUUUUGUUGUGUUAUGCCUUUAUCCCGUACUGGAUAUUUUAAAAAGCAUCUUCCAAAACAUUCCUAAAAACUAGUACAAUGUAGCUGAGCGUUUCAGACAAUAAGAGCCUGAUUCAGCAGAUACUUAAGCGUAUGGCUACCUUGAAACACAUGAGUAGUCCCUUGCUGAACCUAAGGUUCAAAAUCUGCUCUGUUGCUCCCAUUAACUUCAGUAGAGUUCUACCUGUUUACCUCUUAAGCAUAAUUUGGACCUAAAGUAGGAUAUACAUUUCUCAAGUUGUACAGGAAAUCUGAGGCAAACUUCAAGAUAUGUGCACAUUUGUGGGAAAAGUCAAUAUUUUUCUGAAUAUACAUAAACUGACUUUCCCAGGUCUGCAAUACUGAAGAUUAUAUAGAUACUCUGUCUCCUGAAUGGUUUUCAACCUAAGUGCCAUAAUAAAAUAUAUUCUGUAGCCAUCUAUAUCAAAUUUUGUAAUUUGGGCUUUCUGAAUUUUGUAAUUCACUUAAUCUGCAUGUUGUUUUUUAUUGUUGUGUUUUCUGUUUGUUUCCAUUUACUUUAAUACUGUUUACAUUAGAUAUGUUGAGAAUGACUAGUGCUGAAGUUUAGCAAAAGAAGUGCAUAAAUAAUCAAUGCGUGAUGUUUGAGGAGAAUGGUACCAAAACACUUGCUCUGGUAUUCUUUUUUAUUAAAAUCGAAACGUGAAAUGUGUAUCCACCUUAUAAACAAUGAUUUGUAUUUAUUUUGAUGAUUGUUUCAUUUGUGUAAUGUUUCUGUUUUUCUUUCCAGAAUGAUGUAAGUUACAUUGUGAAUAUUUUGAUUUGUAUUGACAUGUAUUAUGUACUGUAUUUUUAGAAAUUUUAUUUUUAAAUAAAAAUCAAAAAUUCUGUUUUUCCU
This is a messenger RNA of Gopherus flavomarginatus (Mexican gopher tortoise), 12094 nucleotides long. RefSeq names its product zinc finger DHHC-type palmitoyltransferase 21 (gene ZDHHC21). Gene Ontology annotation, biological process: peptidyl-L-cysteine S-palmitoylation; protein targeting to membrane. Gene Ontology annotation, molecular function: protein-cysteine S-palmitoyltransferase activity. Bases 206 to 1003 code for a protein of 265 amino acids. The transcript is spliced from 9 exons. Gene Ontology annotation, cellular component: endoplasmic reticulum; Golgi apparatus. Lineage: Eukaryota; Metazoa; Chordata; Testudines; Testudinidae. The record is from RefSeq and is a predicted model, not a curated record.